AUGAGUUUGAGUAGGGAAGUAUCUGGCAAAGAGACUGCUACAGAUACUGCUACAGAUACUGGAUCUAGUUCAAGUUUAUCAGUACAAGAACCAGUAGAAAUUAAUGAUGUAUUUCCAUCCUCAUUAUCAAUGGAUGGUGCUGCUAGUGGCAUAAAACUAGAAAAAAUUGAUACUUUAACAUCUGCCAGUGAAUCAGGUCCAGAAAUUAAUAGAAGGCUAUCACGUAUUUUAACAGGUACAGGUGACACUGAAGGUGAAGCUUUAAGAGAUGAAACUCAUAUUGAUUAUUCUCAUGCAUUGCCAAUGGGUGGUGGUAGACCUUAUCCGCCUGGAUUACCAGAUAGAGAUCAAUUUCAAGUUACAUUCGAUGGUCCGGAUGAUCCUUUACAUCCAUUUAACUGGACUACUACGAAAAAGGUAUUCCUUUGUACAGUUUUAUGUCUUGAUUGUAUUGCCAUUACUAUGGGUUCUUCUAUUUUUGGUUCGGGUGUCCUUCAAUUAAAUGAAGAAUUUCAUGUUAUUACUGUCGUUUCUGUUUUAGGUAUUACUUUAUAUGUUUUAGGUUUCGCUGCAUCUCCGAUUAUUUAUGCACCAUUAUCAGAAUUAUACGGUAGAAAAGGUGUCAUCAUUCUAUCUGCAUUCGGUUUCUCGGUCUUUCAAUUUGCUGUCGCUGUUUCAAAGGAUUUCCAAAGUAUUAUGAUUUGUAGAUUUUUUGGUGGUCUAAUUGGUGCAGCUCCUAUGGCAGUCGUCCCUGCCUGUUUUGCUGAUAUGUUCGAUACAAAUAUGAGAGGUAAAGCUAUUGCAUUGUUUUCCUUAGGUGUGUUUGUAGGUCCAAUUUUGGGUCCUGUUAUGGGUUCAUAUAUCGUUCAACAUACUACUUGGAGAUGGUUAGAAUACGUUAUUGGUUGUUUCUCCGCUGCAAUUUUUGUUGCAUUACUCUUUUUUAUGGAAGAAACCCAUCAUCCUUCUAUUUUAGUUAACAAAGCUAAACAAAUGAGAAAAGCUACAAACAACUGGGGUAUUCAUGCCGCUCAUGAAAGUGUUGAAUUAUCUGUUAAGGAUAUUGUUCAAAAAACUGUCACUAGACCAAUUGUGAUGUUAUUCCGUGAACCGAUCUUAUUGAUUAUUACUAUUUACAAUUCUUUUGUCUACGGUAUUCUAUAUCUGUUAUUAGAAGCUUAUCCAAUUGUCUUUGUCGAAGGUUACGGUUUGAGAGUCAAUGGUGAAUUGCCAUAUAUCGCUUUGAUUGUUGGUAUUAUGAUCUGUACUGUUUUCAUUUGGAAGAUGGAUGCAUUCUAUUUGUCCAGAGUUAGAAAAGCAGGUGGUUUGGUACCUGAAGCAAGAUUAUAUCCAAUGAUUGUUGCAGGUGUAGUUUUCCCAAUUGGUAUUCUAUGGUUCUGUUGGACAGGUUACUAUCCUCACAAAAUUCAUUGGAUUGUUCCAACAAUUGCUGGUUCAUUUAUUGGUUUUGGUUUAAUGGGUAUUUUCUUGCCAUGUUUGAACUACAUUAUUGAAUCCUAUUUGUUUUUAGCUGCUUCAGCUGUUGCAGCUAAUACAUUUAUGAGAUCUAUGUUUGGUGCAGUUUUCCCAUUAUUUGCCGGUUACAUGUUCCAUAACAUGGGUACAGGUUGGGCCGGUUUAGUUUUAGGGUUAUUUGCAGCAGCAAUGAUACCAGUUCCAUUGCUAUUACUAAAAUACGGUAAGGCAAUUAGACAAAAAUCUAAGUUUGCUUAUUCCGGUUAG
Vanderwaltozyma polyspora DSM 70294 is the source of this 1743-nucleotide messenger RNA. RefSeq names its product MFS transporter. Gene Ontology annotation, molecular function: xenobiotic transmembrane transporter activity. The transcript has a single exon. Gene Ontology annotation, biological process: xenobiotic transport; transmembrane transport. Lineage: Eukaryota; Fungi; Ascomycota; Saccharomycetes; Saccharomycetales; Saccharomycetaceae. Gene Ontology annotation, cellular component: membrane. The record is from RefSeq and is a predicted model, not a curated record. Bases 1 to 1743 code for a protein of 580 amino acids.